ACCUCCGGCCACCGCAGUGAGGGGGGCAGCACCGCUCAGUGCCGCAGCCAGCCCACGGUGACGUCAGUAGGAUGUAAAUAGAGUGGCCCGCGGCCUGGUCGGUCUUUUCCCUCCCUGUGCUGUUUGGGCGGCAGGCAUUGCUCCGUCUGUGGAAGGUCUACCAUCGAAACGCAAAAAUGAUCAUCUACAAGUGCAUCGUCUCCAGUAAAGUAGACUUUUUUUGUGUUCCCUAUCACAUGUAUGUGUUUUCCUCGACAGGUUAGUGGGUAUUUCGGCGGUGUUAAAGCCCUGAAAGUGAGCUGGGUAUGAGAGGAUUGGCUAACUCGUGUAAUCAUCUGCUAGCUGAUUUUAGCCGCUAAUCAAAAACCCGAAACCUGGUGACUCUGCUCAGUAAAACUCGCUAUGUGGGCUCGCCGAGGUUUCUAAGACCGACUAGCUUUGUGAAAGUUCAGAUAAUAGUUAUUUAUAAACCCAUUCCGCUCAUCCCAGCAGGCGCUCCGAAAUAACGCAGAUGUGUUGAGAGACCGACCGGGUUAGAGCCGCGUUAGUCCCAGAGCCGGAGUGGUAGAGCGGCCUGUAGGCGCCUGUGGCCUUCAGUCCCAUCAGACUAACUGGAGCUAAAGAGUCGAGACGAGCUGGGUCCCACGAUGUUGUUGUCUGCUAGUUACUCCUAGUCAGCUCACCCUAAAUAGACUUUUUAAAAGUAAUUGAACCAUCGUUUAACUUUGUGAAAUUGUUUUCCCUUCAGAUGAUGAGAUGUUCUCGGACAUCUACAAAAUCACCAGCUCCAGCUCCGGGAUCUUCUAUGAGGUUGAAGGAAAGGUAAGUGAACCCUCUUUUAUAGACUGGACUGGUUUUCUCGAUAUGAGCUGAAUGUAAGGUCACAGCACGGCUUCAAUUCUUGAAAACAUCAAGCUUCUGACUGAGAUCCACCACCGACCCACUGCAGCUCGUGGGGGUUUCCACAAUCUCAUGAGCUCACUGUCUGAGCUGCUGUAUGCAGGGAGUGUGCUCACAGGACAGUGGAAAGGUGCCUUGGCUCAUAAUGACGCAUAUUGACAGUUGUCCAGCUUAUGUUCAUGUAGAUUCUCGUUCAUUCAGGUCAUGGUUAUCUGGAAGACUCCAAGUUGUGCAGCUAAUGAAGUUCUGCUUUUUUGUGGAGCUCCAGACACACGCUUAUUUGAAAAAAUGCAGGAUUUUUCUGUUUAUGAUGUUUUCAGUAGUUAGUGAAAGAAUUGUGAUCCACAUCCAGCCUCAUCUGUGGAGCCAAAAGUACAAAGAGAAUUUGAAAAGUUGAAUUUAGUCUGAAAUGUUUCUAAUGAUGAAGAUAUUGUGACAACAAACAGAAUGUAUGUAUGUGUGUGUUUCAUCACAGCUGUUUGGGACCAUAAAGUGAUCCUGGGUUGAGUUGAAAAUGCUUUGUUUAUGAUUUGUCAUUGUUGUUGAAAUGAUCAUCACAAUGAAUUAAACGAAAAUAAAGGGCACACCCAAACCAGAUCUCUAUCAGCCUCCUUGAUCAGCACACACAGUAAGUGAUGGAGGGGGAACCUGUGCAGAGGCAACCUCUUUUUUGGCUGAAAAAACUACAACCCAGUGCAUCAUGGGAUAGGAAAGACAUGGGUGUUCCUUUGAGUAAUCAAUCCCCUUACCUCAGCUGGUUAGCAGGCACUGUAUAAACACUGCAGGUUGUUUCAUACCCUGUUAAAGCCCCCUCUGCCUUUUUCGGUAAGGUUGAUAAUGAUGCUGUAUUGUGUAUUAAAUAUUUUUGUUGUAAUAUUUCUAGACAGUCACCAGGACAGACGAGUUCGAUGACGCUUUAAUUGGGGCUAACGCUUCUGCAGAGGAGCCCACUGAGACACAGGACGCCUCCUGUGUCUCUGGCUGUGAUAUUGUUCUCAAUCAUCACCUCCAGGAGACUUACUUCAACAAGAAGUCUUAUAGGCUGUACCUCAAAGACUAUUUGAAGGCGUGAGUACCAGUUUGUAUGUAUCAAAGUCAAGUUUCAAAAGUGUUUUACAUGGAAAUUUCAAAUCAACCUUUUUUUUUUUUUUUUUCUCAGCGUGAAGAAGAACGUAGAAGACCGCUCCCCGGAAAAGGUGGAUGAUUUCAUGGAGAAAUGCAAAGCCGAGGUGGCCAAGAUUUUUGAGGAUUGGGAUAAUUACCGGGUAACUUUUCAGCAUUCACACAUGCAAUAAACCUGGUGUAAACUCGGCUUACUGGACUUGAGUUACUCCCUGCUGAGCUCUCAUUUAGCAAUUCAAACAGAUUUCACAGAGAGACUAACACAAAGCUGUAGUGCAUUCUUAUUCACACCAACCUUGGCGUGUGCUUUGAGGAGUCUGAGCUUUCACAAAACGCAGACAAGUUACAAACUUGAUCAAGAGACAAGUUGACUUGGUAAGACUUUUUUUAACACCUUUCACCUCUCCUCCAGAAGGCCUCUUCACUUGUACUGACCGGUGAACAGCUUUAAAAAGAAAAAAAAGCCUCUGGGUUUUUAGUAUUCCUCUUUAGAGGCCUGGAUGGUCGGGAACCUUCAGACAUUAUAGUCAUGAUUCAGCAUCAGGGUUUUACCUGCACCAAAAUUGCGGAGUCUGUAACUGUUUUUCAGGGAAAACCAUAGUCUACCAGAACAUCUGUUGUCCACUACAGGCGGGGGUAUUGUUUAAUCAGGUUACAAUGACCUAAAUACGUUGCUUAUAGAAAGUGGUUGAGCUAGUAUAGAUGGUGUGCUCAUGGGUUCACACAUUUGGGAGCGUAUUGCCCCUGUUUCAGUUUGAGCCAGGAAAAAAACCUGAUGGUGAAAUAUGUCUCCUGCUUUACUGUGGAGCAGAGUGGAAUCAGAGAGUAGAAAAAGUUUUGGAUUUUCAGUCAGAAUUUCAUCUUGAUUAGAACUAGUUUAAUCACUGUCAGUCUAAAAAAAGUGAUCAAUAAAAAAACAUUGAACUGUAAACCUGAAUACCUGCCAGUGAUGGCGCUGUCAGGACUACAUGCCCGACAAACUCCAAACUUGGCUCCAACAAUUGAGUGGCCACUUUUAACAUGUCUUUUUUUGUUGUUGUUUUUCUGGCAGUUUUACACAGGCAUGUCCAUGAAUCCUGACGGCAUGGUCGGACUGCUGAACUUCCGAGAUGAUGGUAUUACACCAUACAUGCUUUUCUUCAAAGAUGGUUUGCUGGCUGAGAAAUGUGUAAGUAUUCAGUUUAUUCUACACUCAGCUGUGGAAAUUUUAAAGACAGGGCUUCAAAAUGUUCACAUUUUCUACAGUGCAUGCGUGAAAGUAGCUCUGAGUUUUAAUUUAGGAUUAUCAGUCUUUUAUUUGGUUAAGUGUCAGAAUACUGUAAGAACCACUGUAUCCUCUAAGUACUGCAGUCAGCUCGUCUGAAGGUAGAGACGUUAUAUCAAAGUGGUGUUCUUCAGGAUUAGCAUUGUUUUAGCUCUGCUGUGUAUGGUACCAUCAAGUGAACAGUCCAAACAUAAAUCCGGUGUGAUUCCUUCAAAAGAACUUUUCUUCAAAAAGAGGGUAAGAACACAGUCAAGGGAAACAAGAAUUGGUAUUUAGUUGCUGGUGUUACUGGUACUCCUAAGUCUGACUGAAACUUUCCCACAACUCCUCCAGUUAACCAAAGAGAUUAACUUAAAGAGAUCACCUCUUCAUUUCAUGAACUUUCAUGUGACGUAUAUCAUGGUCAGGAUUUUUGAAUCGUACCCUCUCACAAGUGCAUCAAACCAAACUAGUCACUGGUGUACAAAAGGUCAUGAAAGGCCUGUGUUAGAUUUUCUGCCAUAGUAGGGGCUCUGCGUACAUUUCUGUACUCUUCAUGCCUCCAUCAGUAACUUUUAUACUUUGUUUUCUUUCAGUAACUAUCUGGAACUACAUCUGCUUUUAAAUUGGCUGCUGCUUUCCAAAUGGCCCCAAGAAAAGACUGGUGGAGCGGUAUUUUGCAUCAUGGCUUAACAGGAGCAUUCUUGAAAAAUGUCUUUAUUAAACAAACAUUCACAUUAUGGUCUGAAGCCCCACCCCCAACACAAGAAAUCAACCCUGAAUGGUCACAGGAUGGGGUUUUUAACAUUUUUUUGGCUUUUGUAAUGUUUGGUUUUUGGUGAGAGAUUGUCAAGGAUUUCUAAUUCAACAAAUCAGCAAUUAUCUUGGAUCUUUGUUUUUAGGAUUGCAUUGAGUAAAAUUCCACCCACAAUACACAAGUGCAGAAUUUGAAAAUAAAAUUGAAUACCACCACCUUAGUUUUGUUGUGUUCUGAAGUGUUGAGUAAGCCUGUGCUUCGUGUGGAAUUAUCUACGCAGAUAGCUGAUCAAUCUCCUUGAGUGAUGUUAGAAACCAAAAGAAAAUCCAUAUCUAGCUUCAUGAUGACUGACACUCAGUGAGAAGUCUUCUUUGGGCUUUCUUAUACAUUGUGAAUCUGAUCCACAGAGUCGUCAUCUUUGAAUCUUAUUAGCCUCAAUCAUUUUCAUGGUAGUAGUAAACUGCCACAUGAACAGCUCAAGAUAUUUAAUUCGGUGUAUUCAUUCUUUGUAACAGAGUUCGAGGGGGCCCAGGUGCAGCUUUCAGUCAUUAAAAAGACCUCAUCCUGGUUUACCUUUUGCUUGAAAAAUCCAGUGACUCCAAAGGUUGGGGUCCUGUAAGACGCUGAAACUUUGGAAACCAGAAGUAGUAACUAACCUGCUGCAGACACACUCAAUGACUGCUCCGUUUCUAUAGUAACAGAGAGACUGCACCAUGGACUGGACAUGUUUUCAGCUGUUAAACUCUCAAGUGUGUUUUCUUGUUAUCUAUUACUGCUGUUCAAUCGUACACGGUAGAAAUUGUGUAUAUUUUCAAAACAAUAUUGACACAGAGGAAACCUCUCUAGAAACCUUUCUAUUUAAUUGCAUUUUUUACCAUCAGUUAUGCAGAUAACUUCUCAAAUCCCAGAUACAUAGAGAAGUGGUCAUCUCCCCAUGUUAGACUGGGAAAUUCAAAGUUGUGUGUGUGUUGAGGUGAACUGCUGACUUUAAGGUAGUUGAUGACCGCAAAGAUAAAUGAGGUUCUCACAUAGGAGAAUAUUCAGUUAUUUAGCUCAUAUGUCUUUGACUUCUUUCAAAGUCAUUUAUUUACAACAGUCAGCAAGGUAGUACAUCACACCCUCUGAUGAUAACCACACUAAAACCCCAUACUAUCUGAGUGUGUGUUGAAUUGGAUCUUCUUUAGGAAUAUGCUCAAAAAAAGGGGGGUCUUAAAUAUUAGCCAAAGCACUUCUGGAACAUGAGGAACCAGGUUUGGGAGGAUGUUGUUAGAACUAGGCGGUCUGCAUCUCUUGCGCUUCCUCUGCAGACUGUUAGUGUUUGUACCCAGGCUUCAGCUCCCAGGUGCUUCUGCAAGCACCUUUCCUGUCAUAAGUGCCAAUGUUCCUCAGGAUGUGCUUCAGGUAGGUCUGGAAAAACUGGUCAUAAUUUAGAGACUGACAACCAAUAUGUUUGAAUAAAACAUGACUGUAUGAGACACGUGUUCGAUCUUUCUCUAUGGCUUUAAUGUGUAUGAACAGAAACCCUCAAAAAUGUUCUUCAAAAUCUUAUUGGUUCUGUGCUGGAAAUUUUACGGGAACUUGGAUUUCACUCUCAGAUCUGCUAUAAACAUAUAUAUAUAUAUAUACAUAUAUAUAUACAUAAUUAUUAAAAAUCUUUAUUUUUUUUAAACAGCCCAAAUAUUCACCGGGAAACCUACUCUUUGUUUAUAGGGCUGGCCAACUAUAAAUGAUCAAAACUAGUAAGUUACACUAAAUAGAAACAAGAAAUAAAAAGCCAGAAUGUGUGCGAUCAUAGACUGUAUACACUCACCGGCCACUUUAUUAGGUACACCAUGCUAGUAACGGGUUGGACCCCCUUUUGCCUUCAGAACUGCCUCAAUUCUUCGUGGCAUAGAUUCAACAAGGUGCUGGAAGCAUUCCUCAGAGAGCUUGGUCCAUAUUGACAUGAUGGCAUCACACAGUUGCCGCAGAUUUGUCGGCUGCACAUCCAUGAUGCGAAUCUCCCGUUCCACCACAUCCCAAAGAUGCUCUAUUGGAUUGAGAUCUGGUGACUGUGGAGGCCAUUUGAGUACAGUGAACUCAUUGUCAUGUUCAAGAAACCAGUCUGAGAUGAUUCCAGCUUUAUGACAUGGCGCAUUAUCCUGCUGAAAGUAGCCAUCAGAAGUUGGGUACAUUGUGGUCAUAAAGGGAUGGACAUGGUCAGCAACAAUACUCAGGUAGGCUGUGGCGUUGCAACGAUGCUCAAUUGGUACCAAGGGGCCCAAAGAGUGCCAAGAAAAUAUUCCCCACACCAUGACACCACCACCACCAGCCUGAACCGUUGAUACAAGGCAGGAUGGAUCCAUGCUUUCAUGUUGUUGACGCCAAAUUCUGACCCUACCAUCCGAAUGUCGCAGCAGAAAUCGAGACUCAUCAGACCAGGCAACGUUUUUCCAAUCUUCUAUUGUCCAAUUUCAAUGAGCUUGUGCAAAUUGUAGCCUCAGUUUCCUGUUCUUAGCUGAAAGGAGUGGCACCCGGCGUGGUCUUCUGCUGCUGUAGCCCAUCUGCCUCAAAGUUCGACGUACUGUGCGUUCAGAGAUGCUCUUCUGCCUACCUUGGUUGUAACGGGUGGUUAUUUGAGUCACUGUUGCCUUUCUAUCAGCUCGAACCAGUCUGGCCAUUCUCCUCUGACCUCUGGCAUCAACAAGGCAUUUCCGCCCACAGAACUGCCGCUCACUGGAUAUUUUUUCUUUUUCGGACCAUUCUCUGUAAACCCUAGAGAUGGUUGUGCGUGAAAAUCCCAGUAGAUCAGCAGUUUCUGAAAUACUCAGACCAGCCCUUCUGGCACCAACAACCAUGCCACGUUCAAAGUCACUCAAAUCACCUUUCUUCCCCAUACUGAUGCUCGGUUUGAACUGCAGGAGAUUGUCUUGACCAUGUCUACAUGCCUAAAUGCACUAAGUUGCCGCCAUGUGAUUGGCUGAUUAGAAAUUAAGUGUUAACGAGCAGUUGGACAGGUGUACCUAAUAAAGUGGCCGGUGAGUGUAUAAGUCUAUGUGUGCGAUCCUAUUCUCUCCUACACGCCACUAGGUGUCUCCAUUGAGCUGCUGGAGUCCUGUAGGCUGGGUCUGACGAAUCACUGAUGUGCUGAGCGACUUUUCAUAAUGAGCAUUUCGGUUACUUUAGUUCAGUAAAAUUGAGUGUGAGCCAAGUGCUUUAGGAGAGAAAUGAUGGUGUGGAGUGCAUUGCAGCGUUUGACUCCUACUCAGCUGAUGGUUAUGCAAUCAGAUGCAAUCAGAGGGAGAGGAGGACCUCAAGGUCUAAUCAGCACCUACACAAUGCUGUUCUCUGCGAGCUGGAACGGAUCCACUGCACUGUAUCGAUUUAACCAAUCUUUGUGUGUGUGUGUGUGUGUGUGUGUGUGUGUGUGUGUGUGUGUGUGCACGCUCCUAAGCCUGUUGGCCCAAAUUUCAGCCACAAAUGAUAGCGUGAAUGGGCAUGAAUGUCAGUCUGUGGGCGUUUUGUUCAAAUUUAACAAAGGAAGGUGGAUAGUGGGCAGGUGUAUUGUUUUUGGUCUUCCAGCAAUAGUGUGUGUGUGUGUGUGUGUGUGUGUGUGUGUGUGUGUGUGUGUGUGUGUCUGUGUGUGUGUGUGUGUGGUUGUUUGGUAAUGUCCACCAAAUUCUUCAAGUUGUAAUACUGGAACUGCUUGAAAGCAAAGAAAAGCAUGUCCAACACAAGCUGCAGCUCAGUCGGCACCAUCUUCCCCACUGACCUCUUCUUCUUGUCAUACUCUGAACUGAAAAUUAUACACAUCAUUAUGAGCGCCAACAUUAAUAAUGGUAACACGUGUAGUUGUGAUGAUUCUUGUCUCACUUUUGGCUUUGAUUCCAAUGUCAGUAUUGGUCCUCUAAUAGCCGUUUUUUCAUGUUGUACAUUUUACCCAAAGUGACAUAGACCUACUUACUUACCUUAACUGUCAUUUUAACACAGUUGAAAUAUUGUCUUAGUUACAUGAGUUAUAUUUGAAGUUUCUUGUGAUGAACAUACGGUACAAAAAGACUAACAUAGCUCUUGUGUUAAGUUUGCAGAUACACAUGGGAAAAAAAUAAAAAUAGUCAAAAGGCUGAAUGUAAAGUAAAAAAAAAA
This is a messenger RNA of Xyrichtys novacula (pearly razorfish), 8147 nucleotides long. Lineage: Eukaryota; Metazoa; Chordata; Actinopteri; Labriformes; Labridae. The record is from the annotation of a GenBank genome assembly.